Messenger RNA from Acanthochromis polyacanthus (spiny chromis), 6910 nucleotides. RefSeq names its product RAB40c, member RAS oncogene family. NCBI's taxonomy places the organism in Eukaryota, Metazoa, Chordata, Actinopteri, Pomacentridae. Gene Ontology annotation, molecular function: GTPase activity; GTP binding. Bases 13 to 852 code for a protein of 279 amino acids. Gene Ontology annotation, cellular component: endosome; plasma membrane; synaptic vesicle. The transcript is spliced from 6 exons. The record is from RefSeq and is a predicted model, not a curated record. Gene Ontology annotation, biological process: intracellular signal transduction; protein localization to plasma membrane.
AUGUGAGUGGCCAUGGGCAGCCAGGGCAGCCCGGUGAAAAGCUACGACUACCUGCUGAAGUUCCUCCUGGUCGGAGACAGUGACGUGGGCAAAGGGGAGAUCCUGGACAGCCUGCAGGAUGGGUCUGCAGAGUCGCCGUACGCUUACAGUAGUGGUAUCGACUAUAAAACCACCACCAUUCUUCUGGAUGGCAGGAGAGUGAAGCUCGAGCUCUGGGACACUUCAGGACAGGGGAGGUUCUGCACCAUAUUCCGCUCGUAUUCCCGUGGAGCUCAGGGGAUCCUGCUGGUUUACGACAUCACUAAUCGGUGGUCCUUCGACGGCAUCGACAGGUGGAUCAGAGAGAUCGAUGAGCAUGCCCCAGGUGUUCCUCGGAUCCUCGUCGGGAACCGCCUCCACCUGGCCUUCAAGCGGCAGGUUCCCACAGAGCAGGCGAGGGCGUACGCCGAGAAGAACGGCAUGACCUUCUUCGAGGUUAGCCCGCUGUGCAACUUCAACGUCAUCGAGUCUUUCACGGAGCUGUCGCGCAUCGUCCUGAUGAGGCACGGCAUGGAGAAGUUCUGGAAGCCCAACAGAGUGUUCAGCCUCCAGGACCUCUGCUGCAGAGCCAUCGUGUCGUGCACGCCGGUCCACCUCAUCGACAAGCUGCCGCUGCCCGUCGCCAUCAAGUCGCACCUCAAGUCCUUCUCCAUGGCCAACGGCAUGAACGCCGUCAUGAUGCACGGACGCUCCUAUUCGCUGGCCAACCCGGCCGGCGGCUCCAAGGGCAACAGCCUGAAGCGCUCCAAGUCCAUCCGUCCGCCGCAGAGUCCGCCGCAGAACUGCACCCGCAACAACUGCAAGAUCUCCUAACUGCUGGCGGCGGUCGUGAGAUCAGGACGCCGGCCGGAGGAGAAUCCCUGAACCUGAAGAGCUGAAGAGCAGGAAUGAUGGAUGACGGGACGGACGCCUUCACGGGUGGAACAGAACUUUCCAGGUGAGGAGGCUCGAACGGCGCCGCGGGAUGUCGGAGAGCCGAAACUCUCCGAGCUGAUCCUCACUACACGCUUCUGCUAGAAACACUCGAGCUGCCGGAGCGUCGACUACAUGUACAGAAACCUUCACCACGUUUAGUUACUCCACAUACGUGAUGCACGACGCCUGCCGUGACACCUCAAACUCUCACUCUUCUUUCUUUCUUCUCUGUUUUUUUUCUCUCCGUUUAUUUGCUGACCAAUAAGCUAAUGAACAAAAACACUAGUAACCGGUGGGCCGGCGGUUUUAUUCCACCUUAAAGUUCCCAGAGAUGCUGCUGAGUCCAGUCUUGUCCGUGUGCCUUGAGUCCAAGUCUGAACUUUUCUUUCUUCCUUUUACGCUGCAUUUUUAAUAAACAGAGUUCUCGCUUGAAGCCCGACAGUAACCACGAAUCACAAAAAUCCAUUUUAUGUUGUUGUUGUUCUGCAGAGCCUCCCGCUUAGACGGGGGAGCUGGCGAUGCUUGUUGCCGUGGAGACCGUGCAAAAAUAGUCAGCCUAUUUAAGGCGCCUCCAUCUUUUAUGAACUUUUUUUUCCUUUUUCUUUUCUGCAAAGUGGGAAACAAAACUCUGACAAAUUCGACCGCAGAGCUGCUCAGAGGCGAAUCAGGAAUCACAUGUGGCGGUUGUUACAAAGAAAAAGCUCCCGGUGUGGAAUAGUUUUCAACAUAACCGUCAGUUAAAACACAAACGGAGAAUCUGGGAUCUAAAUGUGGCUCAUAAAUACAUAGUUUCAUUAUUUUGAACCAACAAACAGGGUGGAAAUGUGUUUUCAGCAACAGAUUCAUCCUCAUUCGGUGCUGCAGUAUUCCAUAAAAUGUAGAUUUAUCCUUUUAAAUAAACAUGUUUGUUUGGAUAAAUAAGUGAUGCAGCUUCUGGGAUUUGUAGUCCAGAGAUUUUUAUUCUUCUUCUUUCUCGUUUCACCUUCCUGCUGAGCGCUUAGAGAUGCUUUCAGUUUUCACACUUCACCUGUCAAACACAUCAGAAACAUCUUUUUUUUUUGUCAAAAUGAGGCAUUCUCCCUCCAGACUCCCCCACAGACCUGUGUGCAGCAGCAUUAUAAUUAAAAACAAAUGUUAAAAAUCAGUUUAUCCAUCGACAGAAAACCAAUCUUCAUUAAUUUUCCUAAUUUAUUUAACGUUAGGACCCCAAUGAACAGUUUCAGGGUGUUUUUUUUCCCGUUCUUGUCACAUUCUUACUCACUGUGGCUCGUUUUUCACUGCAAUACAAUCAAAAAUAAUCACAAUUUCUUGCAUUGAAUUUAAAUUUUCCAAGCAUGCCCAGCUGUCACCAACACUGGAAAUAUAAUCAGAAGCUCCACAUACUAUGGAUAUUUAACUAUUUACAUUUUUACAGCUUCUACCAACAUUUUUAACAGUUUCACCAUGCUGAAUGUAUCUUCCAACAACCUGCUCCUCUGUUCACUGUUUCUGAGCCAUGCUGCAUUUAUUUUAUUGAUCCGGUAGCUUUGAUCUUCCUCUCUGCUCUGCCUGCAGUUCAACCUGUAAACUGAAUUUUUAUCACGUGACAGUUGGUCGUAGUUAUGGCUUCCCAGUUGUGCAGAAAAUCGCUGAAUUUUUAGUUUUUUUACACUAUUUUAUUACAGCAAACUGUUUAUUUUGGGUGAAUUUUUGAGUGAUUUUUUUUAAAAUCAAUUUUAAGCAGAGAUUUGGUUGAUUUUCCAAACUGAACCAUACAUCGCACACGAUUAGUUGAAGAAUGUGACAAUUUUUUAAUGUUUUUACAGUUUCUUGCCAACAAAUUUUGUCAUUUUGGCUCAUUAUUUUUAAGGUAACUUUUGAGUUUUGGGCUUCAGAAAGCGAAAAGGAAAAUGUAUUUGCUGGCAUCCCUGUUGUGUUUUUGGCUAUUUUUGUAUUUUUGACUGUUUUAGGUUUUUGAACUGGACAUUUUUAACUCUUUAAUGACUGAAAAUGAUUGUUAAUGUCAUUAUUUGCAGCUCUAAACUGAACAUGUAGAAUAGAGAGAAGCUAGUUGUUUAAUUUAUUGCAUGAAAGCUGGUCAUGAUUCGAGUCUCAGUCGACUACAGCUGCUGAUCCUUAAGACAUGAGGUGAAUAUUUUGGUUCCAUUUUCACCAUUUGUGCCAAAAUCACCACCGCGUUCAUCUUCUUUUUCCUGCUGUGUUUUUAUUUCGGUGAAGGUCUGCAGGGCGUGGACAGAAACCAGUCAGAGCAGCUGGACUGGUGUUAAGGUGGAAUAUUCCCAGUAUUGAUAGUAAACACUGACCCAUAUUUACCAGUCCUCUCUGAGCGGCUCCACUUCUGCAGGUUUCAGCCUUUUAAUGCGUCAACACAGAAAGUGUUCUCAAUCUACAGAGGGUUUUUCUAGCUUUUGGGGCGAGUAAAAUAAAAUAUUUCAUGAUUUGUGUUACUGUAAAGCUUCGCAGUGUUGAGCUGGACAAUUUUUGACAGAUUUAUAGAGAAUUUAUUGCGAAUGACUUCCAUUUUUUGGGUGAUUAUUAGAUGGAUUUUCAAGCAUAAAUGCUGCUAAAUUACAUUUUAUGGUAGUAAAUGGAGCAUUUUCUCACAAAAAAGUGAAAAUCUGUAAUGCAGUCGGGAAAAUGUCCGUUCAGAGUGGCUAAUUUUUGUUUUUCCUUUCAGAAAGACUGAAAAGAAAAAGUAAAUUUAUGUGAAUGUGAAGUUAAAACUCUUUAAUAUGCUUAAUAUGCUUUAAUAUGCAAUGUUUUGCUCAGCGGAAGGUGGAGAGUAAAAAGUUGAAUAAACACAUUAAUCAGGAAUACGAAAGUUACAAUAUUUGCUGAACAGUUGUGUGGAAACACAAACUUGUCAGGUGACGAAAUAACGUGAAACGUCCACAAUUUGCUAAUUUAACUCCAUCGGAAUAAAGUAAAUAUUUACAGUAAAGUGCUAAAAUCUUGGGAAAUAAAUGACAUGACUUGGUGUUUUAAUGUGUUUUUACGCACAUUUUGAAAAACCGCACCAGAAAAAGUUCUUCUUCUACAGUUUAUUACAGCUAACAAAGCUACAGCGCCCCCUUCUGCUGAGUUAAAUUUCUUCAACACAGUUCAUGGAAGCUACUUUUUUAAACAUUUCGAAUGUUUGCUUCAUAUUUGCUUGACGUUGAAACCUGUCUUGUUAGGUGCCAGAACAACAGAAUUUGAUGAUUUAACUUGUAAAUAUUUUCAACAAUUUGCUAAAAUCUUCCAGACAAAAAAUGGGACGUCUUCCACCUCAUUUGGUGCUGUAAAAAAUUUUUACGCACGUUUUUAAAACUUGCAUCAGAAAAAGUUGUGAAAGCAGUAAAAUUCUUCUUCGACUGCCUUUUUUUUUUUUUUACAGCAAACCAAGCUACAGCGCCCCCUUCUGAUGAGUUUAAUUUCAUUUUCAACAAUUUGAACAUUUGCCUCAAAUUUGUUUGACAUUUACACUAAAACACAUCUUGUUUGGUGCCAGAAAAACGGAAUAAAACCUGUAAUUUGCUCAUAUUACUCCAAUGGAUUAAAUAUUUGCAACAGGAAGCUGAAUUUUGCCAGCUAAACAAAAUUGAGUUGACCGUCUCGCUUGAUUUUUUUUUUUUUUUUUUUUUAACUUUCGUGAGCGAAUUAGUUCAGUUAGCGUCAUUUCAAUCUGUCUCCUGCUGGUUGAAAAUGAAUUCAAAGCUGUGAAAAUCCUCAUUUAGAUCCCAGAGCGGCCAAAAAUAGCAGAUAUGUGGAGCUGAAGGUCUUUUAAAUUUACGCAAAUUAAAUACAACCGAAGUAGAUUUUUAUUGUGACGCCAUAGUUCUGCUAUGAAUUGAUGAACAAUGUUGGAUUUUCUGAGCAGAGAGAAUCUAAUAUGGACAAACUAGUGCUUCAUAAAUGAAGAUAUAUGAGGAGAAAAACGUUAUUUUGCGUUAAAAAAAAUCAUUUUUCCUGGAUUUAAUCACGCAGCUGCUUUAGUUUAAAGAUGCAGACUUUAAUUUAAAAACCUAAAAAAACACAUUUCGAUGACUUUAAUUGGAAUUCCACCCUCAAGACUCAUUUAUUUUUAUCGUUUUUGCCGAUUUAACGUGAUUUCCUUCAACAUAUAUCUUAAUCACAUGAGAGAGACAGAAUGUGUUUGUCUCCAGACGAUACGAUUCGGUCGACGUCAGGAGGAAUCGAUUAAAGCGAUCAUGAGCCUCCUGUUUCUCCUUCGCUGUGCCGCAUUCGAGUGCGUCGGGACAAAUGGCGAUCACUCGUGCGGAAACGACUUCUGACACGUGAACUCUUCCGAGCGGCUGGAUUUCCCGCGGGACGGAAUGCAGCAUCUUCAGCUGUGAUCCGCCUCCGCCUGCCGUCCCAUGAUUCAUAGCUGCUGAAUAAUAGAUGCUCCUCGCUGCUCUUCCAUCCUUCGUUUCUCCUCCGCCGUUCCAUAGAAACACCUUCGUAAACACUUUCAGCUCCAUGUUUCUGUUUGUUUUCAUGUUGCUGGACUCGUUCUUUUUAUCUAAACAUGUUUUGACUGAUUUUAGUUCAGAUUUCUGUCACAUUUCUGCAGCUCAAACCGAACACACCCGUUUUCACUCAUUUUAGUCACUUUAAUGCAAUUUCAAUUUUCUGCAACAUUUUGUCUUUUGAGCCCCUAAAACUAAAAUAUCUUCUGUUUUCUCGAAUAAAUUAACUUUUAGGGUCCUAAAGAGAAAAUGAUUGAGUUACAGAAGCUCUUAAAACAUAAAUAUCUGCUAUUUUCUAUCAAUGGUUGUUUCAUUUUAAUCAUUUUUAUUCAAAUAAAACUACUUUUAGGAGGCUAAAGAGCAAAAUUCUGCUCUUGUUUACUUUAUAAAGUAGAAUUUUGCAUUGCAGAAUCAAAUUGUCAGUUCAAAUGUUCAGUUCUGUAAUCCUUUAAAACACCACAACCACAACCUGUUAUUUCAGUUAUUUAUACUCAAAACAACUUUUAGGGUCCUGAAGAGAAAACUUUGCAGUUAUUUACUUAAAAAAAUAGAAUUUUGCAUUGCAGGAUCAGAUGCUCUCUGUGAUUUUGUGACAACUUAAAUACCAGAUUUUUUUCUUCUUUCUCUCAUUUCAGUUCAUCUCCUGCUGGUUUAAAAUUUGUUCACAUCUGCAAAAGUCCUCCUGCAGAUCCCAAAGUUUCCUAAAAUCACAGACAUCUACGUCUAAAAUAUUUAAUUUGGCUGCACAGUUUGGGUUUUGAAACUGACAAAAACGUGCAAGAAAGAUGUGAAGAAGUAUCGAUGAGAAAAGGCAGCGCUUCACGUUUAUUAGUUUUCUGUUGAUUUCAUGAAUUAGAAUUUGAUUUAAUCAACUUUGAAUCUCGUUCAGAGGUCGACUUUUAUACGUUUUUUUAUGCUUUUGUUUAUUUUUUUUCUCAGAAAGCGAUUCCAGAGCCUCAAAUUAGGAACCUUUAGUCGUGGUUUUACUGUCGGUGCAGCUUUUUAUGAGUUUUUUUUUAGAGAUUUAGAAGCAGCUCCAUCAUUUCAGUGUUUAAGGAAAACUUUUUGCAAACAUUUUUAGAUUUUUUUUCCCCUGAUGUGACUUUUAUCAACAUUUUCAGCCUCCCUUGGUGUAAAAAUGCUCCUUGGUGUCAUGUCGUAGCUUCGUUUUUUUAAUUUUUUACCCACUUUGAGCCAAGUUUCUAUUUUAAAAUCCGUUAAAAAGCCGUUUUCAGAGGAUUGUUGGAAGCUUGGACUCAGGACCGCGGCAGGGCUGCCCUCUGAGGCCGCCGGACGAAAAGGAAAAACCUGUAAAACACUAUUAUGUUGUGUGAGUGUGUGUGUGUGUGUGUGUGUGUGAGAGAGAGAGAGUGACGUUCUUCAAACACAAACCUGAACAUUUUUCCUUUAUUUUUGUUUGUUUUUUUAAAUUAUUGAUUGUACAGUUCAAGGCGACGUGUAUGAAGAGACUUUUUCACAAUAAAAAUAUUGAAUGUUGGAGUCGA